CAAUCGCCGAGAGCUUUUCAAAAUAUUGGAGCAUUCGGAUCUCCAUCAGCUGAGCCAGUGAAAAUGUCGGGUCGUGAAGUGUUCGAUAUUUCUCCGGUUCAGAGGAAAAUCCUCGAGGAAAAGCAGAAAAGAGCUACUGCCCUUCGUCAUGACUAUCUGAAGCAGAGAUUGAAUCCCUUUAGACAUGCACUUGGAGUUGGAGGCACAGUCGAAGACCCUGCUAUCUUGCGCUUCCAAGCACAUCGUGCCACAAUAUACGAGAGAUUCAAACCAACUUGGGGGAACGCUGCUUUCCACUUCGCAUGCACAGUUCUGCCCAUGAUCAUUGGAAUAAUCUUCAUAGGAGCUGAUAAAAAGAGAACAGAGCGUCUGCGUCGCACCGGCCACGUCAGUUACUACGACAGAAACGAUAAAUUCUGUUGAACGCGUAUAAUCAAUCCACUGUAGAGCUAAUGUUAAUAUCAAAUAUUGGGGAAUAAACGUUGAAUGUACCUAA
This is a messenger RNA of Diachasma alloeum, 496 nucleotides long. RefSeq lists its product as uncharacterized. NCBI's taxonomy places the organism in Eukaryota, Metazoa, Arthropoda, Insecta, Hymenoptera, Braconidae. The coding region runs from base 64 to 423 and encodes 119 amino acids. The transcript has 3 exons. Gene Ontology annotation, cellular component: mitochondrion. The record is from RefSeq and is a predicted model, not a curated record.